This is a messenger RNA of Colletotrichum tamarilloi, 672 nucleotides long. RefSeq lists its product as uncharacterized. The transcript is spliced from 2 exons. The record is from RefSeq and is a predicted model, not a curated record. The coding region runs from base 1 to 672 and encodes 223 amino acids. NCBI's taxonomy places the organism in Eukaryota, Fungi, Ascomycota, Sordariomycetes, Glomerellales, Glomerellaceae.
AUGGUACUAACCCUGAUCAAGGGUGGAUAUCAUUCAUCACAGCCCGCGGAUGGAUGUGCCUCUCCCCCUGACGAAGGUUUCCACACACCUUCUAGGAACGGAAAGGAAGCUGGACUGCCAUUACGCAUCCCUGGAACGAUUCUCGCGAAGUCCCUUUCUUCGUACAGUACUUUGGCCAUCCAAACGCAACUUUCCCAUCAUGUGUCCACUAAUGCAAGUUGGAAUCACCCAAACUGCGGCGCAUUUGUGACGAAGGCAACGUCUCGAUGCUUUCCCCCCAUCACCGCUUCUUUCACACGCCAUACACGCCAUGCACACCACCACAGCCCAUGUCGUGUUACCUCACGCACCGCAAUCACCUCUCUCUCCAUGCCAGGGUUCACGAUGGAUUCUGCGGGCGGCCCGCCGGUCGCAUGCGAGGCAGGCUUGGAAACCCUUCUUCGCCAACUGCCUUCGAUAGCUUGGCUUGAAGCUCGAUCGAGAAGCGGAGUCGUAUCGGUUGACUUCAAGGAACCCUGGCUCUCUUUCUCUGGUACGACGACCUCCGUUGGAAUACCCCCUCCGAGAUUACAGAAAGAUAUCGAGCAACGGAUUGGGCCCCUUGGGGAAAUGAUUUGCCUUUUGGAGCUGCGGUCGAGGAGGGAAAGAACACGUUUGCGGAAGAGGGGAUGA